AGUUCGUUUUGGGUCGCAGUCCAGAACCCCCGCUGAAACUUCGGAGGUGUGGGUUGGAAUCAACCGGUUGGGCGUUUUGUCCGGAAGGCCCGGGUGGAGAAAGAUUUAUUUAUUUAGGAUACCCCUCCGUGCAUUUCCUUUUCGCUCUGGAACUGCAUCGCCUGCUGUCCGCUGGUCAUAGCCCGUCUGGUCUGGCACACUACUAUGGUCGUCUUCAAGCUCCCGUUUAUGGGGAAACCCUUUGAACCCACCUGGACAUACCCGCAUAGCGAACCUUCUAAUAUUGCCGCAUGUCUAAAUUCUCGCGAGUGCAAUGGCGUGGCUCGACGAGGACGGGCACAGCGGAUUAGAACGCAUCGCAAUUCGUUGGAGGCGGAUAUGGCAAGAUAUGUGUCGCGAAAAUUGGCAGGCUCAUUGACAGACGAGCACGAAUUUGAUACCGCGGGUCUCGACAAGGUGUUUGCGGCGACUUGGUUAUCUGAUGAUCACGUUGUAAUGGGAACAAAAUGCAACGCGUUGGUCGUGUUGAAUGUUGGAAACGGGAAAAGAGUGCAAAUACCAUUGGUGGAAGCUCACGUACCUGGAUGGGGCUCUGAGCAAGCUGUCGGAGAAAAGGGUCUGAUGCAGCGGCAGGUGCUGCCAGAUUUGGGAACAGGAAUUCGAUGCAUGGCCGUCAAUCCGUCACGAACGUUGAUUGCUGUCGGGGUUGGAAGACCUCUUGGUUCGAUUGAAAUCUUCAAGUUGCCGUCAUUUGAACCUCUUGCAGUUCUCCAAGGGCACACUGAUAUGGUAUUUUCCGUGGCCUGGAUGAGUGAUAACGUUCUGGUCUCUGGAGCUCGCGAUAUGACCGUCAAAAAGUGGAUGAUUUGUUCCGAGAGUGGGACAGAGUUCCUCUCUCCGUUGAAUGGUCCGCGUAUAUCCCUUCUCUCCGCCACCGUUUCGGCUUGUGAACACCGAGGCAAAGUACGGGAUAUGCUCUACAAUACUGCAAAAAGCAACAUCGCCACUCUCUCUACGGAUGGUUUUGUCAAAAUUUGGGACGCCAACAAGUUUAAACCAUCCACUAAUGUGCCUUUGCGUUAUACCGAGGAGACUUGCUGUUUGGCGUUCGAUGAUAGUGAGCACAUUUACGCGAUCGGUUCCGCGAAUCAUGUUUCUCUUGUUGAUCCGCGAGCGGGCCAAGUUGUCCACACAUUCGAGAGCUGUGAUGAUGGAUGGGGCGUGCGAUCGCUGGCUUUCGACAAUGCAGUCCUUGCAGUAGGUGGUGGCAAGGGCAGAGUAUCAUUUUACGACAUGCGCGGUGGAAAAUAUCUUGCUUGGCCAAGCUCGCACAGAUCACAGUCGGCAUUGUCAACCCCAUCGUCUCCCUCACCCUUGUCUCGGUCUGCGUCCUCCCCUCUCUCGCCUGGAUAUGCGAGACGAUCUCGGAUCCGCCGUGGAUCAACUGCCAUCUUGGCUGGCAUCCCUUCUGACAUGACCGCCUGGUUGCAGACGGGUGAAGGGUGGCUUUUGCGCGAUGCAAUGUACGAAGCGCAUUUUCAGGGAGCGGAUGUUCGGAAUGCAAUAUAUACCCUCAAGUACAACCCAUCACGCUCCGGGUUGUUUGCGGCUGGUGGUCCGCUGCAACUUAACCUAAAGGGUUCGUUUGCUGGAAUGUGGUAAAGAAGUAGCGUUUGUGGACGUGCUUGCGGGGGCAUAAAGGGAAUUUGAUAGAUUAUUCUUUUUCUUAUUUUUUUGUAACUAGACUUUUUAGAUGUUGCUGUCGAUUGUUCUUUUUUUAUUUUUCAUUGAUAAAUACACUCUUCUUGACAAGAUU
Messenger RNA from Spizellomyces punctatus DAOM BR117, 1816 nucleotides. RefSeq lists its product as uncharacterized. Gene Ontology annotation, molecular function: protein binding. Lineage: Eukaryota; Fungi; Chytridiomycota; Chytridiomycetes; Spizellomycetales; Spizellomycetaceae. Bases 205 to 1662 code for a protein of 485 amino acids. The transcript has a single exon. The record is from RefSeq and is a predicted model, not a curated record.